Messenger RNA from Symbiodinium sp. CCMP2456, 682 nucleotides. The record is from the annotation of a GenBank genome assembly. NCBI's taxonomy places the organism in Eukaryota, Dinophyceae, Suessiales, Symbiodiniaceae.
GAGCAUCGAAGACGGAUCUUUCCGCUGGUCGUUCGCUCCAUACCGUCCCACGUUCAAUUUCCAAGCUGCGACGGUCCACGACGGCAGCUUCGUGUUUCAGGACCGGACGGGAGGCGUCUAUCGCUUGUCCACAAAUGGCAAGCUCCUCUGGUAUGCCAAAACACCCGACAGGGAGUCGUCGACCACUGCGGCAGUCGUGCUACACGACGGGCGCGUCUUCGCCGUCAGCAAUGUUGGCCAGCAGCCCGCUGGGCUUUUGCAUGUCUACGACUAUGAAGAAGGCCAGCACCUCUGGACCCAGGAGCUGCCCCAUGAGGGCAACCAGGCGGUAGCUGUGGGCGAGCUGGCUGGCAGCCCGGGCAAGACCUCGAUUCUCGGCAUGGGCAAGAAUCCAGGGCUGCCCCUCAUCGCGAGAGUGGCGAUAUCACUCCCGAUGAUCGUGGUCCCACUGUUCUUGCCAUUCCACUUGCUGAGCCUUUCCUUCCCGUCUGUCUUCACGAAGAAGGAAGGGCGGGCGAUCUUCGCCGUGGAUGCUGCUACUGGUGCCGUUCGCUGGUAUCACGAGAUGCUUGGGCACCACUUCAACCUUGAACCUACAACCGUUGGACUUGAGCUAGGACCAGCAGGGAAGCAUUGCGAUCUUACGGUACAGACUCGCAGAAGGGAGCACAUCAGUGGAGUU